Myxocyprinus asiaticus (Chinese sucker) is the source of this 3678-nucleotide messenger RNA. RefSeq names its product vitellogenin-like. Gene Ontology annotation, molecular function: lipid carrier activity. Bases 1 to 3678 code for a protein of 1225 amino acids. Lineage: Eukaryota; Metazoa; Chordata; Actinopteri; Cypriniformes; Catostomidae. The transcript has 25 exons. The record is from RefSeq and is a predicted model, not a curated record. Gene Ontology annotation, biological process: lipid transport.
AUGAGAGCUGUUGUGCUUGCCCUGACGGUAGCCCUUGUGGCAAGUCAACAGAUCAACCUUGAAUUAACUCAACUCUCUUCAGUUCCUGAGUUUGCCCUUGAUAAAACCUACGUGUACAAGUAUGAGGCUCUGCUUUUGGGCGGUCUCCCUCAUGAAGGUCUGGCAAGAGCUGGUGUAAAAGUCAGCAGCAAGGUUCUCCUCAGUGCUGUGACAGAGAAUACCUUCCUGAUGAAGCUCCUGGAUCCUCUGCUCUAUGAGUACAGUGGCAUCUGGCCCAAGGAUUCUUUUGUUCCAGCCACUAAGCUCACUUCAGCACUGGCAGCUGAACUCCAGAUUCCCAUCAAGUUUGAGUAUGCUAAUGGUGUGGUUGGAAAGGUAUUUGCCCCUGCAGGAGUCUCCCCUACUGUCAUGAACUUGCACAGAGGAAUCCUCAACAUCUUUCAGCUCAACCUAAAGAAGACCCAGAACAUCUAUGAACUGCAAGAGGCUGGAGUUCAGGGAGUGUGUAGGACCCACUAUAUCAUCAAUGAGGAUCCAAAGGCCAACCACAUUAUUGUCACCAAGUCUAAGGAUCUGAGCCACUGCAAGGAGAGAAUCAUGAAGGACAUUGGCUUAACGUACACUGAGAAGUGUGUUGAAUGCACCAAGAGGGUCAAGAGUUUGGUUGAAGCAGCAACUUACAACUACAUCAUGAAACCAGCUGCCAAUGGUGUACUGAUCUCAGAGGCAACAGCUGUGGAACUGUAUCAGUACUCACCCUUCAAUGAGAUCCAUGGUGCUGCCCAGAUGGAAGCAAAACAAACCUUGGCUUUUGUUGAACUUGAGAAGACCCCAAUUGUUCCCAUCAAAUCUGAUUAUCUGGCCCGUGGAUCCCUGCAAUAUGAGUUCGCAUCUGAGAUUCUUCAGACUCCAAUCCAACUCCUGAGGAUCAGUGAUGCACCAGCCCAGAUUGUGGAGGUCUUAAAGCACCUGGUUGAACACAAUGUGGCCAUGGUUCAUGAUGAUGCUCCACUUAAGUACGUUCAGCUCGUCCAGCUCCUGCGUUUUGCCACCUUGGAGAAUGUUGAGGCCAUUUGGGCUCAGUUCAAGGACAAACCCGUUUACAGGCACUGGCUUUUGGAUGCUCUUCCUGCUGUUGGUACACCAGUAAUUUUAAAAUUCAUCAAGGACAAAUUCCUGGCUGGUGAAUGUACCAUUGCUGAGUUCAUUCAGGCACUUGUGGUUGCUCUGCAAAUGGUCACAGCUGAUUUGGACACCAUCCAGUUGACUGCUAGUCUGGCAAUGCAUGAGAAAAUUGCUACAAUCCCAGCUCUGCGUGAAGUUGUCAUGCUUGGAUAUGGUUCUAUGAUUGCCAAGUACUGUGUUGAAGUUCCUACUUGCCCUGCAGAGCUCCUCAGGCCCCUCCAUGACAUUUCAGCAGAAGCCAUUGCCAAGAAUGAUAUUCAUGAAAUUACUUUGGCCCUGAAAGUUUUGGGCAAUGCUGGUCACCCUGCUAGUUUUAAAACUAUCAUGAAACACCUGCCAGGACUGAAAACUGCAGGUGCUUCUCUGCCCAUUAGAGUCCAGGUUGAUGCCAUCAUGGCCAUGAGGAACAUUGCCAAAAAAGAGCCCAAAUUGGUUCAGCCAAUGGCCCUGCAGCUCCUACUGGACAGGGCUCUCCACCCUGAAGUGCGUAUGGUUGCUUGUAUUGUAUUGUUUGAGACCAGACCCUCAGUGGCUCUCAUCUCCGGUCUUGCUGGUGCAUUAAGGAUUGAGACUAACAUGCAGGUUGCAAGCUUUGCCUAUUCCCACAUCAAGUCAUUGACCAGAAUCACUGCUCCUGAUAUGGCAACUGUUGCUGGUGCAGCUAAUGUUGCCAUAAAGCUCUUGAGCCCCAUGUUGGACAGGCUUAGCUACCGCUUCAGCAGAGCCCUUCAGCUGGACAUCUAUCAUACUCCUCUUAUGAUUGGAGCUGCUGGUAGUGCCUACAUGAUCAAUGAUGCUGCCACCAUCCUGCCUAGAGCUGUAGUAGCAAAAGCACGUGCCUACAUUGCUGGAGCUGCUGCUGAUGUUUUUGAGAUUGGUGUAAGAACUGAAGGUAUCCAGGAGGCUCUUUUGCAAUCUCCAGCAGCAGAUGAAAGUGUUGACCGUAUCACCAAGAUAAAGCGCACCCUAAGAGCACUCACAAACUGGAAGGCUCUGCCAACCAAUCAAUCUUUGGCUUCAGUCUACAUCAAAUUGCUUGGACAGGAAGUGGCUUUUGUCAACAUUGACAAAACCAUCAUUGAACAAGCAAUACCGAUUGCCACUGGACCCAAACCACGUGAACUGUUGAAGGAGGCCCUGAAAGCUUUGCAGGAAGGAAUUGCAUUGCAAUAUGCCAAACCUCUGCUAGCAGCUGAAGUGCGUCGUAUCUUUCCAACAGCAGUUGGUGUGCCCAUGGAGUUCAGUUUCUACACUGCUGCAGUUGCUGCUGCAUCUGUCAAUAUUCAGGCUACCAUUACACCUCCUCUCCCUGAGCAGCCUGAGACCAUCACUCUUGAACAGUUGAAGAGGACUGAUGUUCAAAUCCGAGCAGAAGUUAAACCAAGUAUUGCUCUGCAGACCUUUGCUGUGAUGGGAGUUAACACUGCCUGGAUUCAAGCUGCUGUUAUGGCCAAAGGAAAGAUCCACACAAUUGUCCCUGGAAAAGUGGUUGCAAGAGCAGAUAUUCUCAAGGGCAAUUACAAGGUGGAGGCUCUGCCUGUUGAGGUUCCUGAACAUAUUAUUACUAUGAGCUUUGAGACUAUUGCUGUGGUCAGAAACAUUGAAGAUCCCUCUGCAGAGAGAAUUGUUUCCUUGGUACCUGAAUUGUCCAUGCAAAAGACGCCCUAUGCUGGUGACCGUUCCUCUGAGAACACUGAUCCUGAUAUGCCAGCUGUGAGAGCUGCUACUCCAUUCCACAAGACCUUCUGUCUUGCUGUCCCAUAUAUUGAAAUCAAGGGAUGCAUUGAGGUGCAUUCACACAAUGCUGCUUUUAUUGAGAAUGCUCCUCUGUUCUACAUAAUUGGACAGCACUCAGUCCAUGUUUCAGUAGCAAGAGGUGAAGGUCCUGCAGUUGAAAAACUCGAGCUUGAGGUUCAAGUUGGCCCUAGAGCUGCUGAGAGGCUUCUUAAGCAAAUCAAUCUUGUUGAUGAGGACACUCCAGAGGGAAAGAGCAUCCUGAUGAAACUGAGGGAAAUCCUGGAGACUGAAGCAAAAGAAGUUCCUGUCUCUUCUGAAAGCAGCAGUAGCCGCAGCAGCCGCAGAAGCCGCAUCAUCAGUUCCAGCAGUUCAAGCUCCUCGAUGUCCAGCUCUCGCAUAACUAAGACUGCCACCAUGAUUGAGCCCUUCAGGAAAUUCCACAAAGAUCGGUACAUGGCACCCCAUGGAGCCUCAAAGGCAGUUAGCAGUGGAAGCACUGGAUCAAGCUUUGAGGCUAUUCGGAAACAGGCUAAGUUCCUUGGGAAUUCUGUUCCACCUGUUUUUGCUAUCAUUGUCCGUGCCGUAAGAGUUGAUCAAAAGCUGCUGGGCUACCAACUUGCUGUAUACUUUGACAAGCCAACUGCAAGAGUGCAGCUCAUCAUUUCCUCAAUUGCUGAAAAUGACAACUUGAAGAUUUGUGCUGAUGGUGUCCUGCUAAGCAAACACAAAGUCACUGUAAGACUGGAACUCUUGUGA